AUGAAAGAAAUGCAGCGGGCGUCGCGACGCGACGGUUUAGGGCCUUGCCACGUGGCAGCGCCGCCCACGCCCGCCCAUGCUUCGCUCUCGCCGCGCCCUCCCAUUGAGAAAAGAUUCAAAGUAGUGGAAUUUCCUAUAUCUUUUGCAGAAUUAUCGACAACUCGCGAAUUGGAUAUAGAAACAGAUCUUUACUCAUCAGCUUAUCUCAAGACAACUUGUGAAGGUCAUUUAAUGAAAUUUGAUGAUGCACGAAAUAUAUCUGCUUCACACAGAGCAUUUAUUGUCGAUAUUAAAAGUAACCAUGUAAUUACAAUUACAUUCAUACCUAAAAAUGAAUGUAUAUCAAAAGCAAAACACGAUAAACAUUUUGACAAUAGAAAUCAGAGUUAUUCUAUACAAAUAAGUACUCCCACAUUGAUGACAAAUGAAAAAUGUUUAAAAUUUGGUAUGGUAACAACAGAAGCAUUUGUUACUUCCGUUUCUAUUAAAAUCUUUAAUAAUUUUAAUUUAAAUAUUAAUUUUAAAUGGGAAGAGUUACAAGCCGACGUUCCUUUUGAAAUAACACCAAACUCUGGAAUAAUACCUCGGCAUUCCAGUAGAAUAUGUGAUGUACAAUAUAUAUGCAAGAAUUCAAAAACAAAAACACAUGAGGUAGAUUUAUUGGUAAUUAGCAGUAUAACUAGACCUAUACCUUUCGAACUCAGCGUGAUUACACGUAAACUGUCAAUAAAAUUUCUACAAACAGCGGUAAUAUUUAAAGAUAUUGGUUUAAAUUUAGAGACUACUGAGAAGGUUAAACUUGAGAAUUCAUCUCGUGAACUCGCUCUUUUUCACGUAGUAGAGCCAUUAAUUCCAGGCCUUAAAAUUGAGCCAAUGUGUGGAACAAUACGUCCAAAGAUGAUAAUGUCUUUUAAUAUUAUUGUUAAAAUUCCGUGCAUAUUGGAAUUUGCUUUUGAUAUUUGUGUAAAAAUAAAUAAUAAAGAAAACGUCAUUUUACCUAUAAGUGGAAAUGUUAUAGAACCAAAAAUAAUAAUUCAUCCUAAAAAUGUAUAUAUGGCACGAGUACCUUGUUACAUGAUUACUUUUGUACCAGUGACGUUUCAAAAUUUGGGUACUAUAAAAACUAUUAUUGAAGUAUUAGAUACAGGUGAUGAUAAUAUUUUUGAUGUAUAUAUAUUACAAGGCAAUGAACGAAAAAGGACAUUCGAAUUCACCGUGGAAGGAGGUCAGACAAGAACAGUAUUUGUAAAAGUAUACGAUAUAUUUCGAAGAGAAUACGAAAUGUACAUACCUUUUAAAAUAAAUGGUUUACUUGGACCACCAAAUCAUAACAUGUGUACAACUGAACUUCGGUAUUAUACAGAAGAAUACGAAAAGUCAGUAAUU
This is a messenger RNA of Brenthis ino (lesser marbled fritillary), 1386 nucleotides long. The record is from the annotation of a GenBank genome assembly. Lineage: Eukaryota; Metazoa; Arthropoda; Insecta; Lepidoptera; Nymphalidae.